CACACAUCUCUGGAAGUAACUAGUGGCACCACACAAAACAACCUCAAAAUUCUACUACCUUUUUUGUGCUUGACCAUGAUAGUUUUCAGACACAUACAUGCACAAACACACAAAUACAGACACUCUUUUCAUUUCCAAAAUCAUUCCAACAACUACUCUCUCGAGUCUUAACCACUGACUGCUAACUGUUUCACUUUUUCAACUAACCAUGAAAAUGUCUCAGACAUUGCUGCGGAUACCCUUCACUACAACAUCAACAACGUUAAUUCACUGUCAAAAUUCUAUCUUUAGCUCAUAUGGUAAAAGGGUCUCUGUGUUUGGCUACAAAAGUCUCAGAUUUACAGAUUUUGCUUGCAGCACUUCAGGAGCUUCUGUUUCUUCAUCUGCGGCGAGUCCUUCAACGCCGCUCCUUGAUUCUAAUUCUGGUUUUGAUUCUGUUGUAACUCAGGAGAUGCCAUGGAAGCUGGACGGGAUAGAAGAGGGCAUUGAAAAGGUGAUUUAUAGAUGCCGGUUUCUUGCUAUUCUUGGAGUUUUUGGGUCUUUAAUUGGAUCAUUUCUAUGCUUCAUCAAGGGAUCCACAUUUGUUGCAAGGUCUUUUUUGGAAUACUUUGUAAACCGCAAUAAAGUAAUCCAAAUGUUGAUAGAAGCUCUUGAUGUCUAUCUUUUAGGAACAGUAAUGCUGGUAUUUGGAAUGGGUCUCUAUGAGCUCUUUGUCAGUAAUCUUGGUAGUGCAAGCUCUCUGCCAGAUCAAAAACCUUCUGAUAGAUCAAAUCUAUUUGGCUUAUUCACUUUAAUGGAACGACCGAAAUGGUUGGAUAUAAAAACUGUGAAUGAACUGAAAACCAAGGUUGGUCAUGUGAUAGUGAUGCUGCUUCUGAUUGGGUUGAUUGACAGAAGUAAGAAGGCUACUAUACAAUCUCCUUUGGAUUUGCUUUGCUUCUGUGCUUCUGUCUUUCUUUCUUCUAGUUGCCUCUUUUUGCUGUCCAAGCUGAAUGAGCCUAAUUAACUUUUGCAUAUACAUGUUUAAGGAGAAAGUUAGAGGAUAAGAAGUGAUAUACAUGCUUGGUAUUUACUCAUAUUAUGUAUAUAUAUUAGGAUGAAUAUGUAUCUAUCUUGGUCUCUUCACUUUACAUAAUAAAUAAGUUGAUGCUAAUUAUGUGAAAACACCAAAAAUGUUACUUCGAGUUAA
This is a messenger RNA of Cicer arietinum (chickpea), 1189 nucleotides long. RefSeq lists its product as uncharacterized. The record is from RefSeq and is a predicted model, not a curated record. Lineage: Eukaryota; Viridiplantae; Streptophyta; Magnoliopsida; Fabales; Fabaceae.